UCGUCUGCUAUCGACUGCCGAGGUCAACUUUCCACUCCACGCGCGAAGUGACAACAGGAAUGUCGCUCAGGAAAUAGUUCUAAUUUUGAGCCAACGUUUCUGUUGGCUGUUUUUUUUUCUUUACUCGUCUGUUUGUGAAUUUGGAAUCUCUUCGAGAUGGUGUUUUACUUUACAAGUGCCGUGGUGGAGCCCACUUACACCAUUUACAUGGGAAAGGACAAAUAUGAAAACGAAGAUCUCAUCAAGUACGGUUGGCCCGAAGACAUCUGGUUUCACGUGGACAAACUGUCCUCGGCUCACGUUUAUCUCCGCUUACCAAAGGGUGUGACUAUCGACAAUAUUCCUCUGGAGGUGUUGAUAGACUGCGCGCAACUUGUGAAAAACAACAGUAUCCAAGGCUGUAAAAUGAACAACAUCAGCGUGGUUUACACGCCGUGGGGCAACCUGAAGAAGACCGGGGACAUGGAGGUGGGACAGAUCGGCUUCCAUCGACAGAAAGAGGUGAGGACGGUGGCCGUGGAGAAGAAAGUCAACGAGAUCGUGAACCGGCUGGAGAAGACCAAAGAGGAGCGCUACCCGGACCUGGCGGCCGAGAAGGAGUCGAGGGACCGAGAGGAGCGCAACGAGAAGAAAGCUCAGCUGCAGGAGCAAAAGAGGCGCGAGAAGGAGGAGCAGAAGAAGAAGAAGGAGAUGGAAGAGCUCAAGUGCUACAGUUCGCUAAUGAAGAACGAAAACAUGCAGACCAACGAGGAAGGCUACGAUUCCGACGACUUCAUGUGAGGAGGACGUCGGUCACGGCACCCGACGAACGUUGGGGGUGGGGAACGGGGAACGAACGGCGCAGCGACAAACUUGACAUGGCCGCCGCACCCCGGAUGGGAGGAUUGGAUAUGCUGACGUGUCUCCGUGGCGGCCAUAUCGUGGACAUUCCCAUCAAAGGUAUCGGACAAUGAAAUGAAGUCGUAACUUGCUUAUUACUCAACGGAUUUUCUUCAUUUCACUUGGGCUGGUCGUCUUUUUUUCCCCGUGCAUCCAUCUCCUGCAUCUUCCUCUCUUAACACCGACUGCCUUCAUGUCCUCCCUCCCUUCUCUUUGCUCUUCCUCUCGCUCUUUUUGCCCUGGCGGCUCCAUCCAUCCGAGUCUGCUCUCUCCAACGUUGUCUCCAAAACAUCCAAACUUUCAGCUCAUUUUUAAUCCUAUCCAUAUUUUUUUUGAUGUGAAAGGUGUUACGUUGUAUGCAAAAUAUCCACCACAACCUCCUUCAUGUUGUGGUUUUCUCGCCACGCUGACGUCUUUGUCCCUCCCAGCUUAGAGCCCAGAAGAGACUUCAUAUCGUCAUAUCUGCUUUUCUGUCGUUAAAGCUUUUUGGGAGAAGCUGAGCAACUUUUUUUUUUGGGGGGGGGGGCAAAAAUGAUCACAUGAAUUUGAAUGAUGUUCAGAUCUGAGUCAGCGCAUUUUUGUUGUUGUUGUCAUUUCAGUUUACAAUCAGGGCUAUUUUAUUUGACAAUGCAGACCCAAUUUGCCCAAAAAUAAAUGAACUCAAAAGUAUGUGCACAGUUUAAUAAAUAGUGUGUGAAACUCAACGCCUGAAGACCAGAUAUGGCCCGUCACAUCGUCAACUUCCAUGAUUCUUGUUUAAAUUGUCAUGUAAUGAACAAUGUUGAGAUAUGACACGUAUCAGUCAUAUUUUCACGUCUGUUUAAAGUCUGUUCUAUGAAUUUUAGUUGAAACAGUGACUCAUAUGCUUAAUGACAUUUCACCCAUCACACUAUUAAAUGUCAU
Molecule: messenger RNA, 1782 nt
Organism: Syngnathoides biaculeatus (alligator pipefish)
Lineage: Eukaryota; Metazoa; Chordata; Actinopteri; Syngnathiformes; Syngnathidae
Gene: ccdc25
Product: coiled-coil domain containing 25
Exons: 9
Coding region: 157-780 (207 amino acids)
Source: RefSeq, a predicted model, not a curated record